AAGGGUUGAUUGUGAACUCGGAAUUUUAACUUGCGCAUAUCUCUCUAUAUUGGAUAUACCUCUAUGGGCUCUUUCUCGAGGAGAAAGCCAGAGUCAUGAGCCGCUUCAAGUUCAUUGAUAUUGGGAUCAACUUAACUGACCCAAUGUUCAGAGGCAUCUACAGAGGAACUCAGAAACAUCAAGAUGACUUCCUAGAUGUAGUGGACAGGGCAACCAAAACUGGUGUUAAAAAGUUCAUGAUUACGGGUGGAAGUUUGCAAGACAGUAAAGAUGCUCUGAAGCUGGCAGAAACAAAUGAUAUGUUUUAUAGUACCGUUGGCUGCCACCCUACCCGCUGUGGAGAAUUUGAGCAGAAUAACCCAGACCAGUACUUACAGGAGUUACAGGAACUAGCUAAGAAAAACAAAGGAAAGGUCAUUGCCAUUGGGGAGUGUGGCUUGGAUUUUGACAGAUUAGAAUUCUGCCCUAAAGGCACCCAACUCAAAUAUUUUGAGAAGCAAUUUGAUUUGUCUGAGCAAACAAAAUUACCAAUGUUUCUACACUGUAGGAAUUCACAUACCGAAUUCAUAGAUAUUAUGAGGCGAAACAAGGAUAGAAGUGUGGGAGGAGUGGUCCACUCUUUCGAUGGCACCAAAGAAGAGGCGGCAGCUAUCAUAGAGUUGGAUCUUUAUAUAGGAAUAAAUGGCUGUUCACUGAAAACAGAAGCCAAUUUAGAAACAGUGAAGUCAAUUCCAAGUGAAAGAUUAAUGAUAGAAACAGAUGCUCCCUGGUGUGGAGUGAAAAACACCCAUGCUGGAUCGAAAUAUGUAAAAACUAUUUUUCCUACCAAAAAAAAGUGGGAAUCAGGUCACUGCUUGAAGGACAGGAACGAACCUUGCCACAUCAUCCAAAUACUGGAAGUACUAGCAGCAGUACGUGAAGAAGAUCCAUUAGAACUGGCCAACACUAUGUACAACAACAGUAUUAAGGUCUUCUUUCCGGAUAUGUAAAACAGUUUAUGUAUUAUUAUGUAUCCAAUGAAUUUUGUUCAUUAAACAAAAAAGAUGGAA
This is a messenger RNA of Anolis sagrei ordinatus, 1049 nucleotides long. It is a transcript of the gene TATDN1, whose product is annotated as TatD DNase domain containing 1. NCBI's taxonomy places the organism in Eukaryota, Metazoa, Chordata, Lepidosauria, Squamata, Anolidae. Gene Ontology annotation, cellular component: cytosol. Gene Ontology annotation, molecular function: 3'-5'-DNA exonuclease activity. The record is from RefSeq and is a predicted model, not a curated record.